Messenger RNA from Austrofundulus limnaeus, 2800 nucleotides. It is a transcript of the gene lipea, whose product is annotated as lipase, hormone-sensitive a. Gene Ontology annotation, biological process: cholesterol metabolic process; triglyceride catabolic process. Gene Ontology annotation, molecular function: triacylglycerol lipase activity; sterol ester esterase activity. Gene Ontology annotation, cellular component: cytosol. Bases 43 to 2151 code for a protein of 702 amino acids. Lineage: Eukaryota; Metazoa; Chordata; Actinopteri; Cyprinodontiformes; Rivulidae. The transcript is spliced from 11 exons. The record is from RefSeq and is a predicted model, not a curated record.
GCGCAGCGGACAGAAAUCAACAGAACAUCACGGAAGAAGAAGAUGCAUGCCGACUCAGACAUGGAUCAGGAGGUGGUCUUCGUGGCCCUGGACCGGGUCUGCGAGGACAACCUGGCUGUCCUGUGCGGACCCUGUGACUCUCCGUACGGCGCCGUCACCAAGCGCCUGGUGGCGUGCAUGAAGCGCAUCCAGGAGCACGGCCGCGCCCUGCAGCCGCUGGUGGCCAGCUUCACCGCCGUCUACCACCACUACGACCUGGACCCCCAGACGCCAGGGAACGGAUACCGGACCCUGGUCAAGGUGCUGCAGUCCUGCCUGCUGCACAUCAUCCACAAAGGUCGGUACAUGGCCUCCAACUACAGCGGGGCGUUCUUCCGGGCCGAACACAACGUGUCGGAGAUGGAGGCGUACUGCGGCGCCCUGUGCCAGCUGCGCGCCCUCCUCUACCUCGCCCGGCGGCUGCUCAACGACAACGAGCACGGUCAGCUGUACGUGCAGCAGGACGCCGAGCUGAGCCGCAGGUUCGUCCAGGAGUACAGCUCCAUGCACAAAGCCUGUUUCUACGGCCGCUGUCUGGGCUUCCAGUUCUCUCCUGCCCUCCGACCGUUCCUGCAGACCGUGGUCAUCAGCAUGGUUUCAUACGGAGAGACCUUCGGGAAACAGCAGUCUGGGAUCGGUACGGCCGCCCUGUCUCUCCUCACAUCUGGGAAAUACGUCAUCGACCCGGAGCUGCGAGGAGCUCAGUUUGAACGCAUCACCCAGAAUCUGGACAUGCAGUUCUGGAAGUCCUUCUGGAAUGUCACAGAGUCCGACGUUUUAUCAGGUUUCACCCGGAUCGCCUCGAACCCGGUGCAGGUGAACAUCACACUUACCGUACCUCCGGUCGCCCUGCGCCUCCCGCUGGCCUCAGACCCCAAACUGCUGACCACUGUCUCUCCUCCCAUYGCCCACUGGGGCCCCGGGCCGGUCCACAUGAGACUGGUCUCCUAUCAGCUUCGAGAAGGUCAGGACAGUGAAGAGCUGCUGACGUUGUCUCGAGAUGACCCGGCUCCGGUCUCUGGGACCCGCAUGCCCUGGGUCCAGGAACAGCCUCGCUCCCCCUGGCUGCUCGUCCACUUCCACGGAGGAGGCUUUGUGGCCCAAACAUCUCGAUCCCACGAGAACUAUCUGCGGAACUGGUCCAAGGAGCUGGGUGUCCCGGUUCUGUCCGUCGAUUACUCUCUGUCCCCUGAAGCGCCUUUCCCUCGAGCUCUGGAGGAAUGUUUCUAUGCCUACUGCUGGGCCCUGAACAACUGCCACCUGCUGGGUUCCACGGGGGAACGGGUCUGUCUGGCUGGGGACAGCGCAGGAGGGAACCUCUGCAUCACGGUCUCCAUGAGGGCCUUGACCUCCGGGAUCCGGGUCCCUGACGGGAUUGUGGCUGCGUACCCGGCCACCUUGCUCACCACCGACGCCUCGCCCUCCCGCCUGCUGACACUCAUCGACCCGCUGCUGCCUUUAGGCGUCCUCGCCAAGUGCCUGAAUGCCUACGCAGGGUGGGAUUUCCAGACGGUGCAGCCUAUGGAGCGGCGGGGCAGCCUGAGCGCUCUGGGCCGAGACACGGCCAUGUUGCUCAGUGACCUGACUCAGGGAGCCUCUAACUGGAUCCAGUCCUUCCUGGACCCGACCCGGGCCUCAGCUGGUUCUGUGUUACAGAGAGGGAACGAGACCCGGAGCACACAGACCAACAGCACCACCCUGAAGUACUCUGCGGACCUCCUUCAUUACCCGGACGGCUUCCAGCCGCUGCGCUCUGACUGUCCUGCAUUCGUCCAGCCCACUUCCUGUCCCGUCUUCAGGAACCCGUUUGUGUCGCCGCUGCUGGCGCCGCCGGGCCUGCUGAGAGGCCUGCCUCCUGUACACCUGGUGGCCUCGGCUCUGGACGCUCUGCUGGACGACUCCGUGACGUUUGCYAAAAAGCUGCGGGCGAUGGGCCAGCCCGUGAGCCUGACCGUGGUGGACGGUCUUCCUCACGGCUUCCUCAGCCUGUCCCAGAUCUGCAAGGAGACCCAGUUCGCUUCGGACAUCUGCGUGGCUCGGAUCCGGGAGAUCUUUCAGCCGGAAGACGCAAGAACCGCUCAUCACAAGAGUCCCUCGCUGGGAGAGACUUAGAGCCAAACUGUGCUCCGGUUCUUCAGCUGGACCUGCUGCUGUCUGGUUCUGAUUCUAGACAUGAGGGGAAACCGUGUGGACACACCUCACUGCACUUUAAACCAGCUCAGCCAUCAUGUGAUCCUGAUCACAAAAAGACUUUUAUUAAUGUUUACAUGUUUACCUGUCAGAUUAAUGAACCUCCUCCUGCUUCUGGAAGACGUUUUAAAUUCMUUUUUAUUGUUUUUCAGCUGACGUYUGUUCAUGUUUACAGAUUUAAUCUGCUUCUUUUAUGUUUGUAAAUCAGGAAAAUUCAGAGUUUUACAAAAAUCUAAGUUUAAAAGUUAAAGGUAUUAUUGUUUCUGUCAAAUAAACACUGAGUGGAAGUGUUGAUCCCUGACAGGAAGUCAGCUUAAUCACCUGCUGACAGGUAAAUAAAUCAGUUUUUGUGCCUUGAACUGACAGCUUCGUUGUUGAAGCUUUAAAAUCUGAUCAGGUUAAAAGUUGUACUUCUCAUUAUUAAURUUUGGAUUUAAAUAAUUUAUUUCCAGUUUGUCACAUGUUAAAGAGGCAUUUACUUGCUGAGAGUGUAACUUAUUGUAAAUUAAUUAUUUGUGUUUUGACUGUGGUGACAUUCAAACCCCGGAUUAAAACUAAAAAUGUGAUAGAA